Striga asiatica is the source of this 3907-nucleotide messenger RNA. The record is from the annotation of a GenBank genome assembly. Lineage: Eukaryota; Viridiplantae; Streptophyta; Magnoliopsida; Lamiales; Orobanchaceae.
GCCAUUUACAAAUCAGUAGCAGUUGUCCACUUCGGUUCGCCCUUUCCGCCACCGACAACCACCGCAACAAAUCCCCAACAUGUCGGAGACAAAGUUCAGCGUGAUGGUGAGCCUGUUCAACUGGAUGCAGAAGAGCAAGUCUUCCUCCGUCAAGCGUUCCAAAUUCCGGAAGUUUCUUGACACCUUCUGCCGCCCCAAGAACGGCGACGACUACUUCUCGGCCAUCCGCUUGAUCCUACCCAGCCUCGACCGCGAGCGGGGAUCGUACGGACUGCGCGAGCACAUUCUGGCCACGUGCCUCAUAGACGCCCUCGGCAUGUCUCGCGACUCCCCUGACUCUCAGCGCCUCCUCAACUGGCGCAAGGGCGGGCCCAAGUCUGGUAACUUCGCCGGGAACUUCUCUCUCGUUGCCGCCGAGGUGCUACAGCGGAGGCAGGCUAUGACUUCAGGGAACUUAACUAUAAAAGAAUUAAAUGAUUUACUUGAUCGAUUGGCUUCUAGUGAAAAUAGGCCAGAGAAGAUUUCUAUCCUUUCUGAUUUGAUCAGGAAAACUAAUGCCCAAGAAAUGAAGUGGAUCAUCAUGAUAAUUCUGAAAGAUCUUAAGCUGGGAAUAAGUGAAAAAAGCAUAUUUCAUGAAUUUCAUCCUGAUGCUGAGGACUUGUUCAAUGUCACUUGUGAUCUAAAAUUAGUUUGUGAAAAAUUGCGGGAUCGUAGUCAGAGGCAUAAGCGCCAGGACAUCGAAGUUGGCAAACCUGUUCGGCCCCAACUAGCACUGAGGGUCAGCAAUGCAGCUGCUGCAUGGAAAAAGCUUCACGGAAAGGAAGUUGUUGUCGAGUGCAAAUUUGAUGGUGAUCGCAUCCAAAUCCACAAAAAUGGAGCAGAGAUAAACUUUUUCUCAAGGAAUUUUCUUGGUCAUCCUGAAUAUGAACAUGGCAUGUCAGACGUUAUAAGAGAGAACAUUUUGGCUGACAGGUGCAUUCUUGAUGGUGAGAUGUUGGUCUGGGACAGAUCUGCGAAUAGAUUUGCAGAGUUUGGUUCAAACCAAGAAAUAGGUUCUGAUAUUCUCUUUCCAAGUCUGCAAAGGAUGGGCUUGAUAGCGACAGACAGUUAUGUUGUAUCCUUAAGGUUUGAGCUGUACAGACCUAGAUCUGUAAGCCUUGACCUAUGGCUAGAUGUUGCAUUUGACAUUCUUUAUGUUGGAGAUACGAGUGUCAUUCACCAGAGCUUGAAGGAGAGACAUCAACUUCUCAGGAAAAUUGUCAGACCAGUUUCUGGUCGUUUGGAGAUUUUGGUUCCAAAUGGGGGUCUUAAUGCACAUCGUCCUGCUGGGGAGCCAUGUUGGUCUCUAGUUGUUUAUGAUGUUGAUAGCGUCGAGAGAUUCUUUAAAGAAACCAUCGAGAACAGAGAUGAAGGAAUUGUUCUGAAAGAUCUUGGAUCCAAGUGGGAGCCGAGUGAUCGAAGUGGAAAAUGGCUAAAGUUAAAGCCUGAUUACAUUCGAGCUGGUUCUGAUUUAGAUGUUCUUAUAAUAGGAGGUUACUAUGGUUCUGGACGGCGUGGGGGUGAGGUAAGGAUACUGCUUCAGUUCGUUUCCUUUUGCCGAGUGGGUACAGGACUUUCGGAUGAGGAGCUUAAUGUUCUUGUCACCAAAUUGAAACCUUAUCUCAGGAAGUCUGAAUAUCCAAAGAAAUCACCUCCAAGCUUUUAUCAGGUUACAAAUAACUCAAAGGAGAGACCAGAUGUUUGGGUUGAAAGCCCAGAAAAAUCAGUUAUAGUUUCCAUCACUAGUGAUAUUCGAACGAUCAGAUCUGAGCUUUUGUUGAAUUGGUACAUUCAAGCAAUGGCUCCACACAAAGAGCGAAUGAUAAUGAAGCUGUGCACGAACAUAAACCAAAACGGGCAAAGGCGAAACAUCGAUAUUUUCAAACCUGACUUUGCAAAUAUACCUUCUUCAUGCUCGCUUGAUUCCUUGCACAAAAUGGUGGCAGAGAAUGGUGGCACAUUCUCAAUGAAUCUGAACAAUUCGGUUACUCACUGCAUAGCCUCUGAAAGUAGAGGUUUGAAAUUCCAGGCUGCUAAGCGCCAAGGAGACGUUAUUCAUUACUCUUGGUUUGCCGACUGCUGUGCACAGAAGAAACUUAUUCCAUUACAGCCUAGGUACUUUCUUUGUCUGUCUGACACGACAAAGGAAAAGCUAGGAGAAGAAAUCGACAAAUUCUCGGACUCAUACUUCCUGGAUCUCAAUGUGACGGACCUCAAACAGAUCUUUAGCAGCAUGGGUAAGGUUGAAGAUUCUAAAGGAAAAGAGUAUUACAAGAAAAAAUACUCUCCGAGGGAGGAAUGGGUUCGCUUUCAUGGUUGUCGUGUUUACUUCCAUCUUCUAGGAAAAAAUAGGAAUUGGGACAUUCCUCUUGAACUUGCAAUGAGAAGGAUGAAGAUCGAGAUUCGCAGAGGUGGUGGUAGUGUAUCAGAUACCCUUUCUUGUGCUACGCAUUUAGUAGUUGUGGCUUUGCCACAAACUGAUAUGGACUUUGAUGCACUAAUGAAUAGUUUCUCGGAGGUGGACAAGCAUCUGUUGUGCAGAAGAAAUUUGCAAAUUGUCAAGUCUCAGUGGUUGGAUGACUGCUUUGAAAAGGACCAGAUAUUGCCCGAGGACAGGUACAGUUUGAUUCCUCAGGGCUUCCAAAUGACGUCAACCGGAGAAGGUGCCGAGCUUCAAAUUAACCCCAAAGAAAAUCCUAGCUCAGGAGUUGGAUCAAGAGAUUCAUUGUCUUCAAUUAAGGAUGGGAAGAAAGAUAUUACAUCAGAAGCAAAGCCAAGACUUGUAAGCUUGCCUAACAACAGAAGUGGGAAUAGGAAAAGAGGAAGGCCCAUUGACAGUAGCACGAAAGGAGGAAAACAGGUCGUCAAAAAGUCUCGACAAACAAGGUCACGGGUUGCUCACAAACCUGCCAAGAUCAAUGAAAACGAAUCAGAUCAAGAUACUUCUUUGGACACUGGAAAAGAUUCUGAAGCCAGUGAAGUUAUAGAAGAAAUCAAGAGAAUGUCAGAUAAAAAUCGGCCCAGAAGAACAAAGGCCCGAAUUACUAACAAGCCCGUGAUUGUUGGAGAUGAUAUGGAUUUAGAAGUCUUUGAAGAUGGGAGAAAGGAACAAUUGCUCUCCAGGACUGCAAAUUCUCUAUUAAUUCCUGAAACUCCGAACACAGAGGCAGUGAAAGAUUCCACAUCAGAAGGCGAAGCACUCAACGAAAUAAAAGACCAUAGUGAAUAUGGACAAAAAUUUGACAAAAUAAAUGAAAUUACUGGCGGACAAGGGUGUAGUAGUAGUAGUAGUAUUCAGUACAACUACCGAGUUGAAGAUGAUAUUGAUCCGCUUGAGGCCAUGUUGCUGAACAUGGUUCCUAUGCUGGCUAAGACAACUGUUGGAAGUUCGAACCCUGUUCGUGUAGAUGUUGAGCAUAAAUGUGUUGACCCCAAACCUGAAGAGGGAAAAUCAUCUUUAGAUGCUGGGACUCAAUUGGUUAAGAAACCGAAAGUGAGCUUUAGGGAUCUUGCUAAGGAAUUACUGGAGGAAUGGUAAAAGGAUUAUGGAACGAGCCUUUGGUUUGUAUAUUUAUGUAUUUUGUGUGCUUGUGCAAUGUACUCUGUUUACUUUGUAGUAUUAACUAUGGUUUGCAGAAAAUAUUAAACUAGCGUCUAUCUUCCGUUAACAAAGAAAAAGACAGAAAAAUGACAUAUUUUCCCUUUAUUUUCUUGGUAUGGACAUCAAUUGUUUUGCAAUCAAGAUCAUGGUUCUGAAAACUGGACUGGACUGGUCGAUUUGACCCGUUCAGCCAGGAACCGACCAUCACAGUGGUUCGGUCUGAGGUGUUCAACUGUUGAGUAUACAAACCGGUUAAAAACCGUUCAA